Molecule: messenger RNA, 402 nt
Organism: Ictidomys tridecemlineatus (thirteen-lined ground squirrel)
Lineage: Eukaryota; Metazoa; Chordata; Mammalia; Rodentia; Sciuridae
Source: RefSeq, a predicted model, not a curated record
CCCUAGGUCCAGCCCUCAGUCAUGGCGUGCCCCCUGGAUCAGGCCAUUGGUCUGCUCGUGGCCAUCUUCCACAAGUACUCGGGCAGGGAGGGUGACAAGAGCACCCUGAGCAAGAAGGAGCUCAAGGAACUGAUCCAGAAGGAGCUCUCCAUCGGCGCCAAGCUGCAGGAUGCUGAAAUUUCAAGGCUGAUGGAAGACCUGGACCGGAACAAGGACCAGGAGGUGAACUUCCAGGAGUAUGUCACCUUCCUAGGGGCCUUGGCUUUGAUCUACAACGAUGCCCUCAAGGACUGCAAAUAAGUUGGGAAGGUGGAGAGGCCCUCUGGGGGCUUGUCUGAGUCCAAUCCAGUGGUGGGUAAUUGCACAAUAAAUUUUUUGUUGUUGUUGUUAUUGCUGAAUCUA